AUGAUUGUUUUUAGACCGUUUGUGGGCGAGAUUCUCGUGGGAUGGGUAUCUUCUUGUACCGAGGAGGGCAUCAAUGUCAAGAUGGAGUUCUUCGACGAUAUUCAUAUUCCAAAGUCAUUGCUCUUUGAAGAGUGUUCAUUUGUUCCCAGAGAACAAGCUUGGUUGUGGAAGACUGAAGAAAGCGAAUUGUAUAUUGAUACCAACGAGAAAAUUCGAUUCAGAGUUGAGCAAGAGAUAUUCAGUAACCAACCACCAAAAAGACCAGGCGUUGAAGAAGAAGAACAGGUCCACAACCAAGUGCCACCUUAUUCUAUUAUUGGAUCCUGCCAAACUGACGGUAUGGGUCUUGUAUCCUGGUGGGAAUAG
This is a messenger RNA of Sugiyamaella lignohabitans, 366 nucleotides long. It is a transcript of the gene RPC25, whose product is annotated as DNA-directed RNA polymerase III subunit RPC25. The coding region runs from base 1 to 366 and encodes 121 amino acids. Lineage: Eukaryota; Fungi; Ascomycota; Dipodascomycetes; Dipodascales; Trichomonascaceae. The record is from RefSeq and is a predicted model, not a curated record. The transcript has a single exon. Gene Ontology annotation, biological process: transcription initiation at RNA polymerase III promoter. Gene Ontology annotation, cellular component: RNA polymerase III complex.